Molecule: messenger RNA, 2233 nt
Organism: Aegilops tauschii subsp. strangulata
Lineage: Eukaryota; Viridiplantae; Streptophyta; Magnoliopsida; Poales; Poaceae
Source: RefSeq, a predicted model, not a curated record
UUAGGGACUGGCCGCUGGCGCCAAUCGCAGGCAGUAUAAAGAACAACCUUGCUCGGCUACUACCUCCACAGACCACAGCUCCGCACAACAAAUGACGCCCUUAGGCACAUCGCCCUCUUCUGGCCUGCACCUUGCUCCGUUGCUAAUUGUCCUAUUGAUGCACCAGCCUCAUCUGCUUGUAGUCGUAGCCGACAACCUCACGGCCGGAUCGUCUCUCCGGCCCCCUCAGUACAUCACCUGCCCCUCCGGUGACUUCGCCUUCGGCUUCCGUGCACUCGACUAUGACCCCACAAAACUUCAGUCUAAGCGCUCCGACACGGACUUCUCCCGUGGCCGCUUCAGCAUGUACGUGCAGGCUGACGGCAAUAUCGUCUUGUACCUCAUGAACCUCGCCGGUGACAACAUGGACUCGUACAAUUCAUACUGGCGCACCGGCACCGACCAGCCCGGGCAAACCCAGGACGGCAACACCACCCUUUUCUUCGAUUCGCCGGGGCACCUCCACUACCAGAUCAAGGAUGGCACGAUGCACGAUCUGGCACCUCCCAUGCCGAACUCCAACGUUAGUUACUUCCAGCAUGCGACGCUUGAUCCGGAUGGCAUUGUUCGUGUCUACACCCUGCAGAAGAAUGCCACUGGAAGGCGCAAUGUGCCAUGGACGAUCUUUGGGCUGUUCCCAAGCAAUGGUUGCAGCAGCAGCACUACAGGCUGGGAAGGAAUGUGCGGCCCCAACUCGUACUGUGUUUAUGGUCCUAACAACAAGCUCGAUUGUGAGUGCCCAAGUGGUUACUCCUUCAUCGAUCCUAGGCUCAAGUACAGAGGCUGCACACCGGCGUUCGUGCCACAGAGCUGCGAUGGGAAGAACCAGCCCUCCGAGUUCAGUCUUGUUAAGUUGCCCAACACCACUUGGUUGCUGUCAUCAUACAGAGGGUAUUCGUACACCACAGAGGAGCAGUGCGACAACUCAUGCUUGCGAGACUGCUUCUGCACCGCCACUCUGUUCGAUGGAAAAGUUUGUUACAAAAUGGCAUUAUUGGCGGGCGCAGGAUGGCAGGAGGGAAGCCUCAACAUGAAGUCAUCGAUCAAGGUGCGGACAAGCAGCCUCCCGAUGCCGACAUCACCGAGAAGACCAUUGCCUUAUUUACUGCUGAUUUGCUCGGUGCUAUUGAUGCUGGCUGCAGCAAGUAGUCUCAUGCUACAUUGUUGCCUUCGGAAGAGGAACACUAACCAUGAUUUCCUGAGGGUUUUCACCGGAAAGGAGCUUUACAAAGCCACCAAUGGCUUUCACAAGUUGUUGGGCAAAGGAGGCUUUGGAGAGGUCUACCAUGGGGUGAUAAUGUCGCCACACACCUCUGAUGUAGCAGUGAAGAAGCUCAUCAACUCCAACGAGUACAGCGAGCGGGAGUUCGCGAAUGAGGUGCAGUCCAUCGGCAGGAUUCACCAUAGGAACCUCGUCCGCAUGGUCGGUUACUGCAAAGAGCGGGAGCAAAGGAUGCUUGUGUUCGAGUUCAUGCCAGGCGGCUCCCUUCGAAGCUUCCUCUUCCAGCCUCAACGGCCGUUGUGGACGUGGCGUGUAGAGGCAGCAAUUGGGAUUGCCAAAGGGCUAGAGUAUUUACAUGAAGGCUGUGAUUAUCCGAUCAUUCAUUGCGACAUCAAGCCCGACAAUAUACUUCUAGAUGGCAAGAGCAAUCCAAAGAUAACUGACUUUGGGAUCGCCGAGCUUCUCAACAACCAGCAGAUGCACACCACAGUGACCAAUAUCAGAGGUACAAGGGGCUAUAUUGCCCCUGAGUGGUUCCAAAAUGAUAGGCGCAUCGAUACCAAAGUUGAUGUUUACAGCUUCGGUGUUGUGCUACUGGAGAUGAUAUGCUGCCGGAAGUGCCAGGAUCCGGUGACCGGGCAGGAUGGUGAUGACUCGGUCACACUAUUCUGGUGGGCCGGUCAGUUGGUCUGUCAUGGAAGGAUUGAGGUGUUGUUGCAUAGUGACGACGACGCCAUGGAGGACUUGGUCAGAGUGGAAAGGUUCUCGCGUGUGGCGUUCUGGUGCAUUGAGCCGAAUCCUUUGCUGCGACCAACAAUGCACCAGGUUGUGCAGAUGUUGGAGGGUGUGGUUGAGGUUGGCGUCCUACCUGAUCCUCCAAGCUCCACAGAUUCACCACCCUUAAUCUCUUCAGUUGACUGGAGUGCUUUGCUGUCAAGUGAUACUCCUCUUACUCCUCUUCAGGUGGAGUGA